Molecule: messenger RNA, 984 nt
Organism: Psilocybe cubensis
Lineage: Eukaryota; Fungi; Basidiomycota; Agaricomycetes; Agaricales; Agrocybaceae
Exons: 3
Coding region: 1-984 (327 amino acids)
Source: RefSeq, a predicted model, not a curated record
AUGUCUACAUUCAACGUCAACAUCGUUCACGUUCACUCCUCCCAAACCGUUCCUGUUAGCACUCCCAGAUCAGCUCAACCCGCUCGAAAUUCUUCCGGUGCUGGUGCCCCACCAUAUGUAAUGGAGCCACAGGCAACAUCAUCGUUGCACUAUACCUCUGGACCUUGGACUGACAUUUUGUCGUUGGUGGGACCUACCCCACGAGAUCUCUUGGAGAUAUACUAUGCAAAGUUUUCAAGUCAUACCGUCGAUGUUGGAAACGCGACACCAAACGUGGAUUCCACAAGACUCUUCCGUUCGUCAGCGGAUGUUGCAGUGAUCAGUGGACUUCCACGAGGCAGAGAUGAGUCCCAAUAUGACAGAAAUAUCACCAAUGAGUCCGAGUCAUCAAGUGUGGACCGUCUUGUACUGGAUAGCCUGGCCACUGGAACGGUAGACCCAGCCGUUCUCAUUCGCACGUCACGCCACUCCCGAGAGAAUCAUUCACAAGGCGUCAUGCGGAGCCAGACAGCGGGAGCUUCUUCAAACAGACAUCACCCGUACAACAUGGAAAAUAGGCCAUCCAGGGUAGCCGUACCGAGCAACAGUCAUAACGAACAUGCAAAUAAUUUCUGUCGUCCAUCCGGAGAGACAGAAAUCGCACAAAUAAAUACUUUCCAGCACCGAGCACAACAACACCCCAGGCACGGCUCCGGGAAUGAUAUUCCCGUUGAGCAGAUGCCUCGACCGGUACCGAGCCCAAACGAAGAUGGAAGGGAGUCGGAGAUGAGCGGGUCAACUGGAGAUGGGGAUAGUGGGGAGACUGAACAGAAGCCGCGAAAAAUGCAGGGUCAUAGAAGUGAUAGAGACCCUUGGUUUAGAACCCGGGAGGAGAUUUGCUCCCAGGGCAAGGCUGAUAAAAAGUGGAGAAGAGUAAUCGAGGCGAAUGAUACCGUCGCCGUCACCGCGGCCGUGCGGUGCUGUGGACGUGAAAGCGGAGUUUGA